Messenger RNA from Emys orbicularis (European pond turtle), 2715 nucleotides. RefSeq names its product VPS53 subunit of GARP complex (gene VPS53). NCBI's taxonomy places the organism in Eukaryota, Metazoa, Chordata, Testudines, Emydidae. Gene Ontology annotation, cellular component: GARP complex. The transcript has 22 exons. The record is from RefSeq and is a predicted model, not a curated record. Gene Ontology annotation, biological process: retrograde transport, endosome to Golgi. Bases 3 to 2498 code for a protein of 831 amino acids.
GGAUGGAGGAGGACGAGCUGGAGGGUGUGGAGGAGCUGGAGGCCGUGCUGCAGCUGGCCCCGGAGGUGCAGCUGGCCAUAGAGCAGGUGUUUCCCAGCCAAGAUCCACUGGACAGGGCAGACUUCAAUGCUGUGGAGUAUAUUAAUACUCUCUUUCCAACUGAGCAAUCUUUGGCAAACAUUGAUGAAGUUGUGAACAAAAUCAGACUGAAAAUAAGGAGGCUGGAUGACAAUAUUCGAACAGUAGUGAGAGGACAGACAAACGUGGGACAGGAUGGCAGACAGGCUCUUGAGGAGGCCCAAAAAGCCAUUCAGCAACUCUUUGGUAAGAUUAAAGAUAUCAAAGACAAGGCGGAAAAAUCAGAGCAAAUGGUUAAAGAAAUCACACGAGAUAUCAAGCAACUAGAUCAUGCCAAGCGGCAUCUGACCACCUCCAUCACUACCCUCAAUCACCUACACAUGCUGGCAGGGGGUGUGGAUUCACUUGAGGCUAUGACCAGGAGGAGACAGUACGGGGAAGUUGCCAAUCUCCUGCAAGGUGUUGUGAAUGUGUUAGAGCACUUCAACAAAUAUAUGGGGAUUUCACAGAUACGACAGCUUUCCGAAAGGGUAAAGGCUGCCCAAAAUGAGUUAGGACAACAAAUCUUGGCAGAUUUUGAAGAAGCUUUUCCUUCCCAGGGCACAAAGAGGCCUGGUGGACCCAGCAAUGUCCUCCGUGAUGCAUGUCUAGUUGCUAACGUCUUAGAUCCCAGAAUCAAACAGGAAAUCAUCAAGAAAUUUAUUAAACAACACCUCUCGGAAUACCUGGUACUUUUCCAGGAAAACCAAGACGUCGCCUGGCUAGAUAAAAUUGACAGACGCUAUGCUUGGAUUAAACGUCAGCUGAUGGACUAUGAGGAAAAGUACGGGCGUAUGUUUCCGCAGGAGUGGUGCAUGACGGAGCGUAUCGCCGUUGAGUUCUGCCAUGUUACGAGGACAGAGCUUGCUAAGAUCAUGCGCACAAGAGCUAAAGAGAUUGAGGUGAAAUUGCUUUUGUUUGCCAUUCAGAGAACGACCAACUUCGAAGGGCUGAUGGCUAAACGCUUCUCGGGGUGCACUCUGGCUGAUGGGACCGUGAAAAAGGCAGAGCUGCCACCUCCCUCCACCAACCCAUUUCUGGAAGAUGAAAGUGGGACAGAGACAGACGAAACUGUGAUAGAGAAAGGCGAUAUAGAUAGACCCAAGAAGCCGAAGGCCCCGGACAACCCAUUUCAUGGCAUCAUUUCCAAGUGCUUUGAACCUCACCUCUAUGUAUAUAUUGAGUCCCAGGACAAAAAUCUUGGCGAGCUGAUUGACAGAUUUGUCGCUGAUUUCAAAGCUCAAGGGCCUCCCAAGCCAAAUGUGGAUGAAGGGGGAGCUGUCCUGCCCAGCUGUGCUGACCUCUUUGUCUAUUACAAGAAGUGCAUGGUGCAGUGUUCGCAGCUUAGCACUGGCGAACCCAUGAUCGCAUUGACCACCAUAUUUCAGAAGUACCUCCGGGAAUAUGCCUGGAAAAUUCUCUCUGGAAACCUGCCCAAAACAAGCAGCAGCAGUGGUGGACUGACCAUCACCAGCCUGCUGAAAGAAAAGGAGGGCUCUGAAGUGGCUAAGUUUACUGUAGAAGAACUCUGUCUCAUCUGUAGCAUCCUGAGCACGGCAGAGUACUGCUUGGCAACAACCCAACAGCUUGAAGAAAAACUCAAAGAAAAAGUGGACGCAAGUCUCAUGGAACGAAUCAACCUGACAGGAGAGAUGGAUACAUUCAGCAUCGUGAUCUCAAACAGCAUACAGCUGUUAGUGCAGGACUUGGACGCAGCCUGUGACCCGGCCCUUACCGCUAUGAGCAAGAUGCAGUGGCAGAAUGUGGAGCACGUUGGCGACCAGAGUCCUUAUGUCACGUCCGUUAUUCUUCAUAUUAAGCAGAAUGUUCCCAUCAUCCGUGACAAUCUGGCCUCCACGAGAAAAUACUUCACUCAGUUCUGUAUUAAAUUUGCAAACUCCUUCAUUCCCAAGUUCAUCAACCACCUAUUCAAGUGCAAACCGAUUAGCAUGGUGGGGGCAGAACAGCUGCUGUUGGACACUCACUCUCUGAAGAUGGUUCUCUUGGAUCUGCCUUCCAUUGGGUCCCAGGUGGUGAGGAAGGCUCCUGCCAGCUACACAAAGAUAGUGGUGAAAGGCAUGACGCGGGCGGAAAUGAUCCUGAAGGUGGUUAUGGCCCCUCAUGAGCCCCCCGUUGUGUUUGUUGACAAUUACAUCAAACUCCUUGCUGAUUGCAGCACAGACACUUUCCAGAAGAUACUAGACAUGAAGGGUCUAAAGAGAAGUGAGCAAAGCAGCAUGUUGGAACUGUUCCGCCAGAGGCUGCCCGCCCCUCCCUCUGGGGUAGAGAACACCAGCUCCAUGUCCCUGACGGCGCCCACGCCUGAGCAAGAGUCCUCACGAAUACGAAAACUGGAGAAACUCAUCAAAAAGAGACUGUAGAUGAACAGAAGCAACAUCUGCUGCCCCCCCAGCAACUUUGGCCAGGUCUUGUGCAGGCUCCCCAUUAUCCUACACUAUGUCACUGAAAAAUAGCUGCCGAAUCAAUGCCACGCCCUGAGACGCAUUAACCGUAUUGCUCUGAAUGGAGAAGCAGCAUGAUUUUGGCAAGGGAUGAAUGCUUCCCAGGGCUCUGUGCCCUGGGGAUAGAUUAGCCGAG